AUUAGGGCUGGGCGGCGAGGGUGCGGCUCCCGCCCGGUCGGGCUCGCUGCCCGAGGCCACCCAUGGUUGGAUGCCCCAUACUUUGCUUGCUCAUCCUCUUCUCCCUCUCCAUCCUUCCCACCCACCGGCUAGUCUAUCGUCUUUCUGCUCGGUCUAUCUUCUAUCUAUCUACUGACUCGGCGUGUUGUCCGGUUGCUUCCAUCAGAACAAUUAUUCCAAUCCCACAAUCAUCAUCCAGGAGACCUUUCCCCCCCCAAGAGUGGGGAUUGCCAUCUGAGACUCGGGGAGAGGAUUGGUAUCCCUCGGGGUCUGAUUUGUUUCUGCUUCCCCCCCCUCCUCCCCCCCACCAGCUAUCUUGCGUCACUGCUCCCCAUCUUGCAGUCGUCGAAGAUCGCUUGCGCCUGUCUCUGCUUCACCCUCAUCGCAUCUCCAUCCAUCCUCCCUAUCCCAUCUAACCCAUCCAUCCUCUUGCACUGGCGCCCUCAAACCUGCCCCUUUCCCCUUACUCCACCGUCCGUCCGUGGUUCAGCAAUCAGUGCGUCCCGUCCCUUCAAAUAUCGCCGUCCUCUCCCUUCUCCCGGCUUCCGGUGGCCUGUGACCUCAGGCAUCGGCCUGUCAAUUGCUGUCAAAAUUUUCUUAUCCCCCUUCCAACCCGCCCUUUGCCUAUUCUGGCUUCGUUUUGCCCCUCGGGCAUUCUCAUCGUGAUUGU
Molecule: messenger RNA, 709 nt
Organism: Aspergillus heteromorphus CBS 117.55
Lineage: Eukaryota; Fungi; Ascomycota; Eurotiomycetes; Eurotiales; Aspergillaceae
Exons: 1
Coding region: 63-455 (130 amino acids)
Source: RefSeq, a predicted model, not a curated record